UUAUGUUUUAUCUGAACAUGUGUCCAAAGUCUUCGUUGAUUUUUUGUCCAAAAGUAUAGCACAUGCAUGCGGUGGAGAAAAGUAUCAUAGCUUUCUUUUAAGCUUAAAGCAACUAUUUUAUGUUCAUAGCUGUAAAUGUGGUAGUAAUAAUACCCUUGGAGUAACUCCGCAAUCCUUGGAUACUAGAACACUUGCAAACUCGGUUAUGUGGAAAGAAGAUUCUAGAGAACCUUAGAUACUUGGAAAACAAUGCACUUGAAGGAGCCGCCUACGAACCCCGAUCAUAUGCUGACGUUUAUUAAUCAUUCCACAGAUUUCGGCAACUGAUGACUACUCUUUUGCCGAUCUUGUGGGUCGCCUUUAAGGAAAUAGCCAAAUUUAGAACGAUUCAUCACCAAUCGAAUGGUACCCGGAGUUGGAGGCGGAAGAUCGACUCAUCCAUGUCUGGGCCCUGAUCCGAGGCGUAGGGUAGUCUUCACUUUCCAUUAGGACUUUGUCGUUAGUGGUGCUCAUGUCCUGGAUGCGCAUUUAAGAUCUUGUGCACUGUCGUGAUACUUGGAAUCAUUUGUUAGGAGAAGGAACCUCAGAGUGAACUUCGAAGGCGGAAUAUGCUGUAUUUUGGUGUGAGUUGUGGUGAGGUAGACAAAGAGCUGGUUCAUGAGGGUGUUGUGAAGAAUUCUGUAUGGGAUGUGCUGUAGUGGAGGUUGGGGGAUCAGUAUGGUUUUGCCUCUGGACGGAGAGCAGUUAAAGUGUGGGAAUUCAGUUCAUUGGUGGAGUUUGAAGUAGGAGGCGCUUCGAAGUGUGUACUUGGAGGGCGAGUUUUGUUGCAAAGGAAAGUUUAGAAAGCGGACCAAUAUGUUUUGAGCUGGAAAGGAGAUUGAAAGAUUGAUGGUUAGUGAAUGUACGAGGUGGUGGUCAGCUUGUGGUGUUGAUGCCACUGGCGAUCUUUUGAGCCACUCGGUUCCAGAUUGUAGAAAAUGCGGAAGAGGAGCGUGUUGGGGUUGAUAUUAUUGGCUGGGAUUAGGACCAUCCACAACGCAGCGGCAGAUGUGUUUCGGGAUACAGUAGAAGAUUGUGGAUUAAUUCAGGAUAUUGCAAUCAUAGUCCUGGGGGAAAGGCUCCUGUAUUUUUAUACGAGGGAUUACAAUUUCCAUGAGAUUCAUUAAUUCUCAGUAUGCUUGGACGCAACGCUUUUCCUUGGAUUUUAUCUUCCCUUGUUGCGAACCUGACUGAAAUUGCUUCAAUAAUUUCCUGGGAGGUUUAGUGGUACUGAAUAAAACUCGAAUGGGAUGAGUUGGAUGUAGUUGGAAGAGUUCUUCUUCGAUAAAUAUUGCGGCUAAUGCUUUCUUUAGGCAGAGAAGGAACAAUUCGAAAGAGUGAGCAACUAUGCGCUCUGGAGCUGCAGCAGUGCAGAACACUUUGUCACUGCCUGCGCAACAGGUUCUGCGCCAGGCUAUCAGUGCUGCGCGUGAGCGUGGGCAUGCACAAGUCCAGCCUUUGCAUGUAGCCUUUGUGCUGCUGGCUCAUGGAGAUCCCGUGCUACGCCAGGCAUGUGCUGAUACGCAUUCUCAGACCUUGCACGGGCUGCAUCAAUGCCACGCUUUAGAGCUAUGUUUUAAUGUUGCCCUUGACCGGCUUCAGCAAUGCUCCUCCUCAGGCAGCACUGUGAAUCUUUUGGGGCUAUCAAAUGCCCUGGUUGCGGCGCUGAAGCGUGCCCAAGCACAGCAAAAGCGAGGAUGCCCCGACCAACAGCAAGCGCCGUUGGUAAUGAAAGUCGAGUUAGAAAUGGUCAUCAUUUCCAUCUUAGAGGAUCCUAGCGUCAGCAGGGUUAUGGAGGAGGCGGGAUUCUUUAGUCAACAGGUGAAAACCAACAUCGAAAAUGCUAUGAGUCUGUCAGCUUUGUCGCAGCAAAGCAAUGUGAACCACCUUAGUCAGAGGCUUUCUGCUUCAGCUGGACCUUUCGGGAAUCAACCGCUGGUGAUCUUGGAACGACCUCUGUUCCCUACCAGAGAAGAUUCAAAUUCAAGAUCAUCAGAAGGAAACGCACCUACUCAAGAGUUGAAGCUUCCUUUUUGUAGUAAUGCAGGAGCAUCUUUACCAAUUUCAUCGUUGGUAUCAACCACGCCAGGGAGCACCGAAGUUCCAAAAUUGAUUUGUUGCUCAGAGUGCACGGAUCAUUUUAAUAUGGAAUAUAAUCAAAUACGAGUACAAGAAAGUGCUAAAGCGUCAACCGUUCGAAAACAAAGCAGUACAGAAGAUGAAGUGGUGGUCUCUUCUUUACCCUCUUGGCUUCAAAAAGGAAAGGACAUGAAAACUGAGCAGGAGAGGCACCAUUCGCUUUCACAGAGAAUACAAGAGCUCCGUCGUAAAUGGCAAUUUGUUUGCAGUAACUCACACUCAGAAAGAUGCAUCACUAUGGACUCUUCGCCAGCUAGAGAUAGGGGACUUGGUCCGCCAUCUCAUAACUGGAUGAAAGCUAGCAUCCUUAACAAUGCUAACAAUUCUGUGUUGAUGGCGGCAAAUCCUACUCCCCUCCAAUCUAAGGAUAUGGCAUUGUCUUCAGCACUUCAACCAAGCCUGCCGUCUCCUCUUCCUUUCUGGGAUAGCGGUUUUACUUCAGUUGCAAUGCCAAAUGGUCCGUUGAAUGGUAUCAUCGGUACGUCUGGUUCUGAAUUGUCGCGGGUGGAGACCAUGGAGAAGCAAGUUGAAAGUUUUCAUGAUAAGGAGGAAGUUUUGCAGCAAGGGGGACAAAUAUCACCCGAAUAUAUGGGACCUGUGCCCAGCCCUCGCCCUGUAUCGAAACCGAUUACUUCUUUGCCGAGUGGAGGACUUGUGCCAAUCCAAAAUCCUUUAUCAAAAGCGAAUGCUUCUCUGUCAAGCACAAGACCAAGCCCCUUGUCAAGAUUGAAAGCUUCUUUUCCGAAGCCCUCUGUUGCUGCAUGUCCUCUUAAAGAGAAUAUUUUGCCCAAACCAAGUCCUUUAUCAGCACUUAAAACCUCAAAUGUCUCUCCUAAUCCAGCAUCGAUGGUGAAAUCGCCUCCUAGUCUUGCGCAAAAGAUUGCUGAUAAGCCUCCACUGAGCCAACUGGUUGAUAUUUCGGCAAAAAUUGAUCAACAUUCUGUCUUCUUCGAUCACAAGACUGCUGACCGGCUUAAGUAUGUACACAAAGGUUUGAUGGAGAAGGUUGUGUGGCAGGGCAAGGCUAUUUCUACAAUUUCAACCUUCAUAGUGAAUGCACAAACCGGAAGAGGUGAGUUGCGGGGUGGUGCUGCCAAAGCUGGCACAUGGUUACUUCUGUUGGGACCUGAUCAAGUCGGAAAGAGGCUUAUUGCAGGCGCUCUUGCUGAGCUUGUAGUUGGGGUUGCUGCAAAGCCAAUCUAUUUCGGAGAUUUGGGAUACUCAAGAUGGGGUAGAAAAGUUGAAGAGAUCGAUGGCAUGCAGUACAGAGGGCGUACAGCAGUGGAUUCUAUUGCUGAUGCUCUCAGAGCGAAACCUCUUUCUGUACUGUUACUUGAGGAUAUUGAUCAAGCCGUCUCUGUGAUCCGAACAAAAUUAAUGAGGGCUAUGGUGACUGGAAAGUUUUCUGAUUCAAACGGUGGGCAUGUUAGUGUGGGUAACUCUAUAAUAAUAAUGACUUCAAGAUUGGGAGCAAAUUCUAACUUAGGAAAAGGGAAAGAGAACAUCUUUUCUGAAGGAAGGUUGGCUUCCAUGCAUGGUGCAAGAAUGUCCCUACUCCUUCAGCCACCUAGAGAGAAAGAAAUUGUUUUGCAAGGGGAUAUGGACAUUAGUGUUGUCAGGGAUACGAUACGUACUUCAGCCUUAGAGAAUCCUGCGAAUCCAAUGUCUGGAGGGAUGGUUUUGAAAAGAAAAGCUAGCGGGUUUUUGAGUAGGGCUCUGCUUGGCGUCAAACGGAAGAAAGUAUCGACCCCAUUCGGACGUAUUGUCGCCCUGGACUUAAACCUCUCUGCUGAGGAGAACGAAGCUGUCCUGGCAGAAACGGUGACAAGUCAUGAAGAAAUUGCCACCAAUAUAGGCGUCUCUGAUCCAGUACUUCGUGCUGUUCAAGAGGUGUUGUCUCCGAAGUUUUGCUCUCUGGUGGACGAGACGGUGAUGUUUGAGCCUUUUGACUUGAUGGGGCUAGCAAACUGGAUAUUGUUACAAUUAUCUAGAGCAUGCUCAGGCCUAGUACCAAAAUUUUGUACUAGGAUUGAGGUUGAUUUUCAGAUAUUGGAGCACAUCGUUUCAACUACCUGGCGAACACCUGGUGGUCGCCAAGCAUUUGAGGGUUGGGUCGAAGAUAAACUCAAAUCUUGCCUGAAGGCAGUUACGGCCAACUCAAGUGUAUCAGAAGAUAGAGUACUGAGAUUCGCUUAUGAGGGUUGUUUCUCAAAGGAGCUGUGCUUAGGUUCUGAGCUACCUCUUCAAAUUGAAGUUGCCUGCAGUUAAAGUUUUCCUUUUCUUCUUCUUUUCUAUUGUUGGGUACAUAGUAAUGAUAAUUUUAAAUAUUAUUUACCAGCUUUAAAAUUUGUCGAGUUCAAUCAUGUAAGCAUAGAGUGUUUAGGGAACUUCGCAGCGUGUUUUCCCGCUGUUGUUUAGUGAAGUUAGGGUACGUUAAUAACGUGACACCCAGUGUGCGUACCUGAAGGGUUGGAAGGUGUUAAAUUCACAGCGACCCCUACAGAAACGACAUAAGAUUGUACAAUACUUUGAGGCAUUUGACCAUUUUCAGCUAUUUUACGCCCUA
Messenger RNA from Physcomitrium patens, 4744 nucleotides. Its product is annotated as protein SUPPRESSOR OF MAX2 1. Gene Ontology annotation, molecular function: ATP hydrolysis activity; ATP binding. NCBI's taxonomy places the organism in Eukaryota, Viridiplantae, Streptophyta, Bryopsida, Funariales, Funariaceae. The record is from RefSeq and is a predicted model, not a curated record.